CCCCGUACCUGCAACUGACGCUCUCCACCGCCGCCUCCAUCGUCUGACAACACCUGCAAAAGCCCCUCCGUCAAAGAACUCUGAUACCACUCCUGUACUCCGACCACCCCGACACUGAGACUGCACGUAUUCACCAUGGGCCGUCUUGAAGGAAAGAACGCCGUCGUCACCGGCGCCGCUGGCGGCAUCGGACUCGAGACAUCGAUUCUCUUCGCGCGCGAGGGCGCCAACAUCCUCAUGUCCGACAUCUCAGGCCCGGCGCUGGAGAAGGCGCUCGCGAAGCUGCACCAAGUAGUCCCCACCGCCAAAUCGCUCAAAAUUGAGACCAAGGUCUGCGAUGUCUCCAAGGAGUCCGACGUUGAGGCCGUCGUCGCCGCCGUCGAUGCCUGGGGCGGUCUGGACGUGAUUUUCAACAACGCCGGCAUCAUGCACGCCGACGACGACGAUGCUGUCAACACCCCCGAGAAGAUCUGGGAUCUCACGCAAGCCAUCAACGUCAAGGGUGUGUGGUUUGGCAGCAAGCAUGCCGUGCUGAGCUUCCGCAAGCAUGGCAAGACGAAGGCGAGCGUCAUCAACACUGCCAGUGUCGUCGGUCUCGUUGGCUCUGCCACACCGCAGUUGGCGUACACAGCUAGCAAGGGCGCAGUCCUCGCCAUGACACGAGAGCUGGCCAUGGUCCACGCGAGGGAGGGCUUCCGGUUCAACUCGCUGUGUCCGGCGCCGCUGAACACUCCCCUCCUGCAAGACUGGCUCGGCGACGACGCUGAGAAGCGUCACCGCCGCGAAGUCCACUUCCCGAGUGGCCGCUUCGGCGAGGCCAUUGAGCAAGCACAGGCUGUGCUCUUCCUGGCCAGCGACGAGGCGAGCUUCGUCAACGGCACAGACUUUGUCGUCGAUGGUGGUAUGACCAAGUGCUACACAACGCCGACUGGACCCCCUACUGCGGCGCCUCAGAACAACGCCCGGUAGAGAGGUCACGCGAGACGAGGAAGCUUCUGAACGAGGGUUUGAGGACUGCGUGCGAGAGAUGCUGGAUACAUAGCUUGGCAUGAUAAGCCGUCGACCUUGAUGAUAAUGACUAGAAUAUAGAACACAUCCUUCACACCUCCGGCCCGUCCGUGACUGUGGAGUUUUCAAGCGCUCACUUGGAUGACAA
Molecule: messenger RNA, 1156 nt
Organism: Didymella exigua CBS 183.55
Lineage: Eukaryota; Fungi; Ascomycota; Dothideomycetes; Pleosporales; Didymellaceae
Product: bacilysin biosynthesis oxidoreductase bacC
Exons: 4
Coding region: 136-969 (277 amino acids)
Molecular function (GO): oxidoreductase activity
Source: RefSeq, a predicted model, not a curated record